Messenger RNA from Cinara cedri, 25821 nucleotides. The record is from the annotation of a GenBank genome assembly. NCBI's taxonomy places the organism in Eukaryota, Metazoa, Arthropoda, Insecta, Hemiptera, Aphididae.
UAUAAUUCCGCCGGGUCGUGGUUUUUUCCUAUUUUUUUUUUUUUUCAUUUUCUGCUCUCUCUCUCUCUCUCUCUCUCUCCUUUCUUCUCCUGCCAAUAACGUUCUUCGCGUUCGUAUAAACCGCGCGCAUAUACUCUGUCGUCUUAAUUGCCGCGGCUCGCGACAACAACAACAGCAACAAUAAUAAUAACAUGUACGGGCGCGACGUUUUGUACGCGUACGCGGCCGCGAACCUGUUGGCGAUCUGCUCGGCCGGUCUGGACGGAACGUUUUUCGGCGCCAUGUACGACAGAUUCAAAGAAGACCUGCCGACCACUUUCACUCCGGGUAAGUCACACCGCAGACACGCACGGGGACGAGGACUAGCCCGGGAUUCCCGGCGAACUGCGGGCCACUAUAUUUAUACGUCCGCGAGACGGCCCGACCGACGAAGUGUACCGGUGCACGAAGACAAAUUUGAUUAUAAAACAAAAUUAGAACGACAGUAGUCUGGUAUUCGCCCGAUUAUUUACGAAAAUAAAUAUUAAUUUAAUAAUAUGAAAUACUAUUAUUAUGUGGGUAAUAUAGCAAAGUGAGGCGAAUCAACCGGUUUUUUUAAACUAAUCACAAACAAGUUAUCCUAGAGAAAAAAAAAAUAAUAACUAAGCCAAGUCAAAAUUAACUUUGAGAUUUAAAUGAAUUUGAGUAACUACGUUAAAUUAUACAUUUUCAGUUAAAUGAUAACUUCGUUAAGUUGAAGUGGUUUUUUUUAUAAAUUACCCUUAACCGUAUUUUAAUAUUUAGAAUUUUAUUGGCUUACUAUAUAAGACUCGUAGCCCAUAUCCUUGUAUGAGCCGCAUACCCGGUUUAUUAUGUGAUGAUAUUUAAAAAUACUUAAAUUCCGGCAAAAAAAAAAAAUUUAAAAACCAUAGGUAACUACACAGUUUUAACAAAAAUCGAAAGUAACUCUUUAUAAUUAACUUAUAUUUUAACAAAAUAAUUUAGCUCAGUUAUUUGCUAACAUUUUAUUUUGUUUUUAAGCAGUACCUUUUGACUAUUAAGUUAAGAGUUAACAAAAAUGUAACUUUAUAAGUUAACUUUUAAUUUUUUUACUGGUUAAUGUCUAUUCCUAUAGUCCCUAUUUAGGUUAUGUAGGUUAAUGUGUACAAUAUAUAUAUAUGUUAUACAUACCUAUUUUCAUAAUAUUUUAAACCUCUUUUUUCAUUUUUUGGUUUAAAGGAAACAUAAAUGUUGACAAUGGCCUGUAUAAUUUUUCAAGUACCUAAAUAGUAAAAGAUAAAAGUUAUGUAAAAACUGAUUUAUUUUUUCUAAAAUAAAGUAUAAACUUACAGUAAAAUAUUUAAUUUAAUAUUGUACCGGUUUUCCCGUUUUUCCUACGUUUUUCCCAUGUUUUUUCCGGUUUUUCACAUUUACUGAGAAAACUCUUGGGAAAAUCAAAAAAUGAAAUACCUCUCUAUAGUACCUUCCCAGUCCGAUUUCCUUUUAUAAAAAGUGCUAUCAUUGUAAAUCGGAGCAAAAAUGCUGGUAGAAAAGUUAUUCACUGAAAAAAAAAAUCUUAAUAUUUUACUAAUAUAUUUCUUCCGUUUUUCCUACGUAUUUUUUGAUUUUUCACAUUUGAUGAGAGAACUCCUGAGGAAAUCGAAAAAUGACCUCCUUAAAGUACCACCCCAAGAAAAUUUUUUUUUAAACAAGGGUCUACAUUGUAUUCACCGGAGUAAGAUUUCUGGUAGAAUUUGUGUACAUAGUAUAUAAAAAAAAAAUAAACAUCUUUGUAAAACCAAUUUAUUCUUCGCUACACUCAGAAUCUAAAAUAUGAAAUCAUUAAAAAUAUUUAAGCAAUUAGGCAUGUGCAUUAAAAUAAAUUUAUUAUAGUUUAGCUAUAGACUGCAUAAUUACUAUUGAUAAUAAUAUUAUCAUUAAUAUAUUAUAUUAAUAUACCGAUGGUCGCGUUUAUAACAUAGAUAUCAGAAUAUAAUGGACUGAAAUUUUAUGAUAGUUCAUUGGUACCUUUGUUUUAUGCAUGCAUUAUCUAUAGAUAAUUACUAUUAUUAUAGUAUUUACUAAACAUAUUUUAUAUGUAUGAUAAUAUUUAACAUGACUAAAAAAUUAAAACCAAGCACAACUUUUUUUUCCCGAGGAAACCGAAACUAUUCCUGAACUUCAAAUAAAUGUAUAAAAAAAAAUUCAUGGGUGGGAUAUGACGCACUUAUUCCUCUCUGUGAGCACACCCCUGGUGCAAUGUGGAUGUGCACGGGCGUCAUUUUAAUUUUUAGAUUCUGAGUAGAGCGAGGAAUGUAUUUAUUUAACAAUGAUGUUUAUUAUUAUUAUUAACUUUUUGACUGUGAACAUAUUUUCUACCAAAAAUCUGGUUCCGAUUUACAAUUUAAGCGCUUUAUCUGAAAGGAAAUUUGACUGGGGUGGUACUUUAAGGAAGUUAUUUUGUGAUUUUCCCAAAAAAUGAUAAAAACGAAGGAAAAACGGGAAAAUAGGUACACUAUUAAACAAAUAUUAUUAAAGAAAAUAUUUAAUGCACAAGUAUUUAUGCAAUUAUUUUAACAUAAUAUGAUAUAUAUAUAUCAUAGCAUAUCAUGAGCAAACAAAUUAAAAUUGAAAUCAACUUAACUUGUUUAAAUAUAAAAUUAACUUUAGUUAAUUAAAAGUUAAUUAUAUUAACUUAUAUUAUAUAUAAUAACUAUAUUAUAUUGUAUUCCUCGAGUUAACAAUUACGUUAAUAUUUAAAAAAAAAUUAAUUUAUUAAGUUAAAAAGUUAACUUUAACUUAUUAGCUCGCUGAUGCCCAGCUUUGUGAAAAAGUACCAGUAUAUGAAUAGUCUAAUAUGAUAUAAUGAGUAGAGUAGUAAUAUUAGUAUAGUAAUAUUAAUAAUAGUGAGUAAUGUUGUAUAGAGUUUAGCGUAGGUAUUUAAUAGACGUGCGCAGAACUUGAGUAAUAUAAAAACAGAAUUUAAUUAUCUUUAUUAUCUCCGGAGAUAAUACAAAGGUAUUAUCUUCAUGGGACACCAUGUAUGGCUUUAAAAUAUAUAAAAGCCGUUACUUAAUGACAAAAACGCGUAGUUUUCUCGGAUAUUUUUUUCGCAAAAUUUUAAAAGCAUACUCCAAUUAGACGAUCUAGAAAAACAAGUACACAUUUCUCCAAAAUAACAAGAAACCCAACGCCGAUGGCUAUAUACGAGGGAGGAGAAAUAAGCUCGACGGCAGUCAUACUUCCGUCUAUAUAAAUAUAAUGUAUAAAAACCACCAUGUUGAAAUCAAACCAAACCGUGUUAUUAUUUUCUGUAAUCUUUUCGAAUUUUUUUUUAAAUUUGCCCCUGCGAUCUUAAUUCAAAUUACAAUCCCGUAUUUAAAUUGCAAAAUGACAAUCUCUUCGGUAUAGAUUUUCGUAAUUCUCCUUUAAAACAAUCAGGUAUUAGUGCGCUUUAAAAAUUCACUCAUACAUAUGAAAACCGUUUGGUAGUAUGAAAAAAAGGCAAGCAACUUUGCACGUGAGUAAGCCGCUGUUGUAGGUGAAAAGUGGGAAAGGUAGUAUAGAGGAAAUGUAAUGUAUAUUAUCUGUAAGCAACGAUAAAGCAUUGCUAACGAAAAUACGAUUCUGAGCGGAGUGAAGUUGAUAGUGUUGCUUUGUUAACAAUAUAUAUGUGCCAUAUUCAGUGUUGCAACUACAUUGAUUUGGCUCGGGAAAAUUUUAUCUCCGUGGUAAUUUAGAGAAGUUGUUUUUUGAUUUUUCAAGUGGUUUUCAUAAUAUCUGGGAAAAACCGAGAAAAUAUGUCGGAAAAACGGAAAAUGUACGAAAUGUAGGUAUUAGUAAAAAAAUAUUACGAUUUUUUUUCUGUCAACAACUUUUCUACCUACAAUUGUCAUCCGAUUUACAAUAAUACUUUUUCUAAAAGGCAAUCUGACUGGGGAACUGAGUACUUUAAGAGGUAAUUUUUCAAUUUUCCAAAAGUUUUCCCAGCAAAUGUGAAUAACCGCGAAAAACAUGAGAAAACGGGAAAAUUGGUACAAUAUUAAACAAAUAUAAUUAAAGAAAAUACAUAAUGCCUAUUUAAUUAGGUAUUUUACCAUAAUAUGACAUAUAUAUUAGGUGUCACUAAAAAAUUCAACAAUAAUAUAAUCUAAGUCAUAACUCAUAAUUUUUUUAUAAUUGAUAUAUUUUUUUUAUUAGUAUAAAUUUGAGGAAUUCAAAAUAAUUUUUAAAGGUAGCUGAAUGAAUUUUAAAAUUAAACAAAAAAAUAAAAAAAAUACUUUAUACAAUAAUAUACAUAUCAUAAAGUAAUUUCAUUUACAUCAUUAUUUAUAAAUAUAUUAAAGUAAAUUACGAAUUAAAGUUCAUUUGUUUGAGUUAGGGAAUCUUUGAUGAUGGUCCUGCAUGGUAUUUGCAAAAUGUAUUACUUCUGGUCUUCAUGUUUAGCUAAUAAAGAAUUAUAAUUCUGUACUAGGUUAAUUCCACGUUCUGCGGUAUAAUUGACUACUUUCAACUCCAUGAUUCUUCUUCUUAGUUUAUUAUAUUCUUCAUCGUUUUCCCAUGUACUUGAAUGAUAUUUAAAAAAAUUGUGAAAAUAAUGUGUAGCAUUUUUAUCACUUAAUUUGGCCCUAUCUAAGGCAAAAGCUAAUUCAGGAGUUACAAUAUUAUUAGGUCUAUUAUUAAAUUUUUGUUUCUUUGCCUUAUUUUCUAAAUAUUCUUCAUCAUAUUGAGAACUUAUUUCAGUUUCACUUAAAUUUGGUUCUUUUACAAAAUUUGAGUUAGACAACCUUUCGACUUCUUUUUUUCCUGUUUUCUUCUUUUUUUUCUAAUUUCUCUACGUUUUUCUGUUAAACUUAAUCUUUUAUCAAAUGAAACCACACAAUCACCUCGUAUACCUUUCUCUCUCUGAGCAAUUGAAAAUUGUUUGUCUUCUGGAAUUGUCAUACAAACUAAACCAUCAGCAUGAGCAAUAUCAAAAAUGUCAUUUAUUGGUUCUUUAAACUAAUUUUUUUUUUUUAUGUUUAUCAGUGUGUUUUUUUUGCGUUUUUUUCUAAUGAUUGCCAAGAACUAUGAAUAUUUUUUUAUUUUAGUUAUAAUACGACAAUCUAAUUUUGUUGGUGUUAUUGCCUUUUCCCAAAAUAUAUAUUAUAUAUUGUUGACAAAGCAUCACUAUCAACUGAACUGCGCUCAGAAUCGUUUUUUCGUUAGCAAUGGUUUAUCGUUAUUACAGAUAUACAUUAUUUAUCUAUAACAGUGGUUGAACCCAUCUAAAUUAUCUUAGGACGUAUUUUUUUUAAACAAAUUAAAAAAUAAUAGAUAUCCAUAUUAAUUGUGAUAUAAAUAAAAAUAUACAAAUAUAGAUAUCAUUUUGUAAAAAGUUUACCUAUCUAAUAUUAUUUGUAUUUACCUUCAAUAACAUUAUAUAUUCUAUUUAAUCAAUAAAUAAAUUAAUACUCGUACAAUAAUACAUUUUAUUAAAUACCUAUAAUGUUUUGUUUGAUUUUUAAACCGAACUCAAACACAGUUAAAACACUCUGAUUUUGGUUUGAAAACCAAAUAGUUCUUAACAUCUUUAUUAAACAUACACUAUGAACAUAGUCAAUUACAUAUGCAACAGUUUAUUUUAGAAGAAAAACAAUUAACUUACAUAGAUAAGUUUAAAAUCGUAAAAAUAUAAAUCAAAUUGUAAAAAAUAUAGUGAUGAGCACAAUAGUGGUGAUAAGCUGUAAAUGAUAAUGCAUCGUUUUAUAAAAUAAUAUAAUUUUAUACAUCGAUGUGAUAAUGAUAAUGUUUGUAUGAUAACGUAGUAAUCGGCCAUCUUGUAGCCGUUCGGAUUUUCUGUCUCCAGACGCUUGUGUGAACUUGUCGUCUUAUCAUUUUUUCUAAUAAUUGGAACAUUCCCCGUUUGAUGAGAUGUGGUGGAUUAAAUGUAUUUGUUAUCUCAUUUUUUUUAUAGCGAUAGCCGAUAAUAGUUAUAGUAUUUAUUUAUUUUUAUUAUUAUUAUAAAUUUAUAGAUUUAGGUUUCAUGAUAACACUACUUAUAACGUUCCUUUAAUAUUUCAUGGUGCCAUCACAAAUGAAUUAAGGAACACAAUAUGGUGUAUCUUAAAUCGUAUGAUAAAUAAAAAACGAGUAUAAUUUUUGUCAUUCUAUCCUUGUAUCUUUUAUAUAGUCUAUAAUUUAAAAUAAUACUUUUAAUAUAUAAUAAUUAAAUAUAUUAUCAUCGUGCUUUGUACUCGGAAGUAAAAGUGUAUUCAUGGAAUAAAAAAAUGCAUAUUAGGUGGCCAGCCGUGUUUUUGAGAACAUGUGAUAAAGCUACAUAGCUUAUCGAUUUUUUAUUAUCUAUUAUGGUGUUGAAUUAUAAUUUAUAAAACGCUUCAGUUUAUCGCGUUCCGCCCAUCCGGGAACUUCGCCCCUCUUACAAUUGUUAUAGGAGUGGCCUAUCGAUUUCUUUAUUAUCUAUAACCUCGUGGUUACGGUCCACUUACAAACGAUCAAUUUCUUACUUGUCAUUUCCGACGUGAUAAUUUUGUGCUUUGCUGUUGGGAGUAAAUAAUUUUUAUUCAUUCGCCGUUAUUAAAAAUGCAUGCGUCGUACGUAGUAUGACUAAUCAUAUUUUAUUUUUAUUCACAAAUCACUAUAGUCAAACGUAAUUGGAUUCUGAUAAAUCAAACUACGCGUGUUCCGUGAUCAUAGUUACCGUUGUGAUACAAAGGCAUUCCACGAUUUGGUUUUGUUGUUCGAUGUCUGGCGCUGAAGUAUUAGACACCACCUGUGAACUGAUGGCCGAGAAGCGUAAACUGGCUUUCGGUGAAUUGUCUGCAGUGGUAUCCUCUGACUCUGUGGCAGUCAAUCAGGUAAUAAUGUCUAAGAACGGCGUAGGAGAAAUCGAUGAGGGUUUUUAUUCGCGUCAGCUUUACGUUUUGGGUCAUGAUGCAAUGCGUAAAAUGGCCUCAUCCGACGUGCUAAUCAGUGGGCUUGGCGGAUUGGGCGUUGAAAUUGCCAAGAAUGUCAUACUCGGUGGUGUUAAAUCCGUCACAUUGCAUGAUUCCGUUGUUUGUACUUACAGAGACUUGUCGUCCCAGUUCUACUUUUCGGAAAAAGAUAUUGGAAAGAAUAGGGCUGUUGUCAGUUACCCAAAGUUGGCAGAACUCAAUUCAUAUGUACCAGUUAAAGCAUACACUGAAGUUUUGUCCGAUUCUUUUAUCAAGCAGUUCAAAGUAGUAGUUUUAACAGAAGCCACAUUAGAUGAACAAUUACGCGUAUCAGAUAUUACACAUCCAAAUGGAAUUGCUCUUAUAAUCGCUGACACAAGAGGUGUAUUUUCACAAGUGUUCUGUGACUUUGGUGAGGAUUUUGUUGUGAUAGACUCUACUGGUGAAAACCCAAUUUCUGUAAUGGUGGCUGGAAUUACAAAGGAUGAACAAGGAAUAGUUACGUGCCUGGAAGAGUCUCGUCAUGGUUUCCAAGAUGGAGAUUAUGUAACCUUUGAAGACGUAAAAGGUAUGACUGAAAUAAAUGGUUGCGAACCAAAAAAAAUUACAGUGUUGGGACCAUAUACAUUUAGUAUUGGUGACACCACGUCUUAUUCAGAUUAUAUUAAAAGUGGUAUUGCUACACAAGUAAAAAUGCCGAAAAAGUUGAAUUUCAAAUCAUUAGGAGAUUCUUUAGAAGAACCAGAAUAUCUAAUUUCAGAUUUUGGUAAAUGUGAUAGACCAACUCAAUUGCAUUUGGCAUUUAUAGCUUUACACAAGUUUGUUUCAGUCAACCGUCGAUUUCCUACUCCCUGGAAUUUAGAAGAUGCUAAUGCGUUUUUAAAAUUAACUGAGAGUGUCAAUACAACUUCUGUUGAACUUGAUGUCGAUUUAAUAAAAACUUUUUCUAGCGUUUGUGCUGGUAAUAUUAAUCCUAUGACGUCUUUUAUUGGUGGUAUUGUAGCACAAGAAGUCAUGAAAUCAUGUUCUGGCAAAUUUAGCCNUUCAAUGGUUUUAUUUUGAUGCCACAGAAACUUUGCCUAAAAGAGUCACAGAAGAAGAUGCUAAACCUGUUGGUAAUCGUUAUGACGGUCAAGUAGCUGUGUAUGGACAAAAAUUCCAAACUAUUUUAGGAAAUCUGAAAUAUUUUGUUGUUGGAGCUGGAGCUAUCGGUUGUGAAUUGUUAAAAAAUUUUGCAAUUAUGGGUGUUGGGUGUGGUAAUGGUAAAAUUAUUGUAACGGACAUGGAUUUAAUUGAAAAAUCUAAUUUAAACAGACAGUUUUUGUUUAGAUCUCAUGAUGUUCAAACGUCAAAAUCAGAAACAGCUGCCAAAGCUAUAAAACAAAUGAAUCCUAAUGUAAACGUGGAUCCACAUACAAAUAAAGUUUGUCCAGAAACAGAACAGACAUACAAUGAUACUUUUUUCAAUAAUUUGGAUGGCGUGGCUAAUGCUUUAGAUAAUGUUAAUGCUCGUAUAUACGUGGAUAGACGUUGUGUUUACUAUAAAAAACCUCUUUUAGAGUCUGGAACUUUGGGUACAAAGGGCAAUACUCAAAUUGUUUUACCAAUGCUUACUGAAUCAUAUAGCUCAUCCCAAGAUGCUCCAGAAAAAUACAUACCAAUUUGUGUUUUGGAACGUUUCCCGUAUACUACCGAACAUACAUUACGAUGGGCUAGAGAUUUCUUUAAUGUAAUAUUUACAGAAAUUCCCAAAAAAAUUAAAAGGAUUUUAGAAAACCCUAAUCUUGCCCAACGCAAUAAAUAUUUAUCCAGAUUACAAUCAGCAGAAACUACUGUUAGAAAGUCAGUGACAGAAUCCCCCAAAAAUUUUGAUGAUUGUAUUGAAUGGGCAAGACUGCAGUUUGAAGAUCAAUUUAAUAAACAAAUCAAGCAACUUUUAAUAAAUUUUCCACCAGAUAAAACAACAACUAGUGGGCAUCCAUUUUGGUUGGAACCCAAACGUUGUCCUAAACCAAUCAUGUUUGAUAUAAAUAACACAUUGCAUUUGGACUAUAUUUUUACAGCAGCCAAUUUAAGGGCAGAAACAUAUAACAUUAACCAGAUUAGAGAUCGUAUCUAUAUAGCCAAUGUUGUGUCUUCAGUAAAAAUUCCUGAAUUUGUUCCAAAGAAUAAUUUAAUGAUUCCUAAAAGAAAUUCACAUCGCAGAUUAAAAGGGUUAUCAAAUUUCAAUAAAAAUAAACUAAAUAUUAAACCAGAGGAUUUACCAUCAGUAGAUUCUUUUAAUGAUUUUAAAAUUGUUCCUUUAAAAUUUGAAGAAGAUGAUAAUUUACAUAUUGAUUUUCUUAAGACUGCAUCUAAUUUAAGAGCUAUUAAUUAUGAAAUUCAACUUGCUGGAAGAGAUGAAGCCAAACUUUUUGGUGGUAAAAUUAUUCCAGCCAUUGCUACAACGUCAUCAGUUGUUGCUGGUCUGGCUUGUCAAGAAUUUAUUAAAUUGGCUUGGGGAAUUAAGGAAUUGAAAAAGUACAAAAAUGGUUUCAUUAAUUUAGCCCUACCAUUCUUUGGUUUUUCUGAGCCAUUAACUGCACCAAAGUCUAAAUGUAAUGGUAUUGAAUGGACUUUAUGGGACCGUUUUGAAAUAGAAGGUGAACUUACACUUGGGGAAUUUAUAAAUUACUUUAAAGAAAAAUAUGCACUGGAAAUUACUAUGGUUUUCGAAGGAGUUUGUUUGUUAUACUCCUCUAGAAUGGCCAAAGAAAAGAAAGAAAAGCGGAUCAAUACUAAAAUAUCUGAAAUUUCAUGUCAUAUGUUCCAAAAAAAGAUUGAACCUCAUGUCAAAUCAUUAGUUUUUGAUAUAUGCUGCAACAACUCUGAUGGAAAAGAAGUGGCAGUACCAUCUGUAAAGUACCAUUUGCCAUCAGAUUUUGAAUAUUAAAAUGUAAGUAAUUACAUAAUACAGAGUGUCCUACGAGGAUUCGACAAAUGCCAUAACUUUUAUUCUAUACAAUAAUUUUGAGAUACAUUUAUUUUAAAUGAUUAGUAUGCCUCAGCGGUACAGUUUAUAUAUAAACAUUUUUUUUUUAGGGGGAGGGGGAUUUAAAUAAAAGAUUUAAAACUCUACUAUAAUUUUCUAUGGUUUUCCAAAGUUUUUGCAAUUGUGAAUAUUACUUAUUGUGAUUAUUCAGUUAUCAGUUAUUAGUCAGAAUUUUCUUUUCCAUGAGUUAAUAUCAUGCAAUAAUAUUGUCAUAUUAGAGUUAUGAGGUAGUUUCAAUUAACAAUAACGGUAAUUUAUGUUAAUAAACAAUAUUGUUAUGGUUAAAAAAAAAUUACUCAAAUUUUAAAAAAAUUUGGGAAAAUAAAAGACCAUACUUUAGCAAAAGUGUCAACCACCAAAAUUUUUCUAAAAAUCUAAAAAAUGAGGUGUAAUAAUUUUUAAAAAAAAAUGUAUAUCAAAAAUAUUGAAUAGAACAUAAGUUAUUGCAUUUGUCGAAUCCUCUUGGAACAUUCUGUAUAUAAGUUCUCUAUUUGAAUUAAUAAUGCAAAUAAAAAUGUUGUGAAUGUAAAUUAUUAUUAUUAUUUUUUUUCAGGGAACUUGUCAAACCAUUCAUUUUUGAAAGGAAUAUUCAUAUCGGAAUUUUUUAAUAUUUUAAUACUAUAAUUUGAAAUUUAAUAAUAUUUUUUCUUUUUUAUUCUAUUAUAACAUAUUUAUAAUUUGAGUAUUUACCGACAAUAAUUUUACAAGAAAAGAAUAUGAAUAUAUAAUAUAUAUCUUUUUUUUUUGUUAACUUUGCCCUAUCCAAUUUAUAUUUAUAUUGAUAAUAGUAGAAAAAAUGUGCAUUUUUUUUAUAUACUUAGUUAUGAAUAAUCACCUUUCUAUUUAUUAAAACAUAGUUAAAACAUUAGUUUUUUGUAAAAGUUCAUAUUCUUACAAAAAAAAUGUAGUGCCUAUGUCAUCAAAUAUUAUAUUAAUACAUAUUAAAAGUGAAAAUUGAACUUUUGUAUAUUUUGCUAAUAUGUAACACAUUUAUUUAGACAAACAUAAAAAUAGAGAUGUAUAUUAUCAUAUAGUUAAUGUAAUUUUUAAAUAAAUAAACAUUUGGUAAUGUUUAAUAUACAUCUAAAAAUGUUAUUUUUGUAUGGAUGCUCUAAAUAUAUUUAAAUAAGUAAUACCUUUCGAUCAAAAAAAAAAAAAAACCCAAUUAUUACUUUCUCUUCAUUAUAAUCAAUUUAACAAAAACAUUUUAUUUUAUGAAAAUUUGUUACUUGUAUAGUUGUAUGCCAUUAUUGUCCAUUUUAUAAUAAUGUGAACUUAAGGUUUUUCCUAUUAUUUGUACACAUCACAGCAAGUAAAACAUUAAAAUAUUAACUUUUUAUGUAUUUUGAGAAUCAUAAGAAAAUCAAGUCAGAAUUCUCUGUCAGGUUAGCUAGAGCCUAGAAUAUAACAUCUAAACAAAUUAUUCAUUGGUUCUAUUAUUCUUAAUCCAGUAAGUAUAUAGAUUUUAUUUAAAUGAUAAAUAACCAAUUUGAAAUGCACAAACAUAAAACAGUUUGUUUAUCAAACUGGCUUGAAUUAUGACAUUUAGGUUUUUAUGUUAGAUUAUUUAUCUAUCUUGAAUGUAAAAAAAAUAUUUUAUAUAUUUUUUUGAAACUUAUGAGUUCAAAUAAAUAAAUUCAACAAAUUUAAAUUUAUGUAAUAUACAUUCAAUUAUAUUAAUUUUUGGUGGGUUUAAUAAAUAAUGUUUUUCGUUUCUGUUUCUUCCGUAUUACGUAAAUUUCAUGGAAUUUUAAUCUGAGUAAACUUUAGCGAAUAUUUUUUUUGUUCUUCUGGUAUUGUUUUAUCUAUAAAAAAACCAAGUAUUAAUUGAAAACUAUAACAAUUUAAAUUAUUAAGCUAAUUUUAGAAAAUAUAAUUAAUCUAAUUUACCUAUAUUAUUUUAUUUAUAUCAUAUGUUUCUCAGGGUGUUACUAAUUUUUCGGCUAUUUUAUAAAUUCGUUCUGCUAGUUUUAAACUGGCCAAUCCCUUCAUAUUUUUCUUUUCCCCCCGUGCACGGUCUCAGUUUUAAUUUUACCUAAACAAAAAAUAAGUUGUAAUAAAGAGUUAUAAUAUUAUAUUUUUAGUAAUAAUUAUUAAUUUUACUAAUAUAGUCUUAACUGGUACAUGUGUUCUUUCGGGUAAUUAUUCAACUUCUAUAUUUUCAUCAAAUGUACUCUACCUCCUUAUUAGGAGUAUCUCAUAAGUAUAACAACUCAUCAUCAAGAUGUUUUUAUAAGCAUAAAACUUCAAUAUUUUGUUUAGUUGGAUCAUAAAGUUGAUAUUUCAUUUCAAUACCUAAUUAUACAAUUUUUUAUGCUUGUCUCUUGGUAAAAUAUGAUAAGAAAAUAUGUAUAUAUUCCCUCACCUAUAUGCUUUAUAAAAUUUCUAAGGGUAAAAUUAGCUCUAAGACCAUAUCCUAAAUGUUGUAUAGAUAUACCAACAAAGCAAGUAGCUUUAUUAGGAGCAUAUUAGUUAGAUGAUGUGUAACAGCUAGUUCAUUUUCAUGAACAUUUUUAAAAAAAUUGAAAACUUUAUAAUUUCUUAAUUCUUAUAAAAUAAAUUUCUUGAUAUUAUAUAGUUAUACCUAGUUUAUUUAACCUUCAUAAUUAUACUUAAAGCUAUGCACUUGUAUUACCAUUCAUCCAUUUGAAUAUUAUGGUAUUCAAAUUGAACAUAAUAUAGGAAAUCUAAAAUAUAAAUAAAUUGAUCUCUGUAAUAAAUGUGCAUUUUUUUUUUUAUUAUUAAAAAUGUUGUAUUUUUACUUCAUUUUAAAUGUUAGCUCAUUGAGUGUGUAAACAUUUUCUUACAAUUAUUGAUUUUUCCAUUUUUUUGUGAUUUAUUGUUUGUUAUUGCUAGAGGAAUAGAUGGCUAACAGAGGCAUAAAUAGAAAUAUUUUUUAGAGUAGGCUAGAUAAAACAAUGUAAAUAUUUGGAUGAGAAAGAUUACUCACGAAACUGUUAGAUUUUAAAAUUGUGUUAAUUUUGGAGAAAUUUGGUUAGCCUUGGACUAACCAGGCCUGCACACAGGCUAUGCCACUGAUGGCUAACAGUGAUUUUUAGCAGUAAUAGUUGUUAGGCAUACUUAAUGAGUGCAUCAUUUGAUUAAUCACAAUCACAUGUUGCCAGGUUAGGAUUUAUAAAGCCAAAAUCAUCUAGAAAUUUUCUCAUCUAUCCGAGCAAUUAUAAAGACAUUCAUUUAUGAUUAUUUAAGAAUAAUAAUCAAUUAGUUUUUUUACAGCAAGUAGUUAAUGAUAUUAUUGAACAUAUUGCUAACUUCAUUAUUCGUAAACUAACAACUUAAUUAAUUUGUGAUGAUUGCACUAAAGUUUUAACUCGAACUCAUUCUGAAUCUGGAUCAUUAAUAACCAUAAAUAACCGAAUUAACUAUUCACUAGUGAAUACAUAAUUUAUUAUACAACGUUUACGAGCAUUAAGCGUUAAAUUAUUGCAUAGGCAAAUCAUUUUUUUUUUUACUUUGGUAACACCCCUAAUACAAAAAUUAUUGUAUCUCUAUCCUUAUCAAUUUUCUGACAACUAUCUGUACUCAAUUUUUGUAUUAGAGAUGUUACCAACAUAAAAAAAAUAAUCUGUCUAUACAAUAAUUUAAAUGCCUAAUGCUCGUAACCCUUGUAUAAUAAAUUAUUUAUUCACUAGUGAAUAGUUAAUCCAUCUCGGUUAUUUAUGGUUAUUAAUGAUCCAGUAAAUAAGUUAAAGAUAUAAAACCGUAAAUAGUAAUGGAUUUUAAGUAUAAAAAAACCUGUUUGGUAUGCUAUGCUUAUGACUGUUAAUACUGUUUCAAUUAAUACCAAAUUUAUACGUUUAAUAUAUUUAAGUAGAUACAUGAUGUUUUUUUUUUUAUCAAAGAUAAAUGGAAUAUGUAUUAUAUUAAAGUAUGAAUUAAAUUUGUUUACCUAAAUAAUAUAAUCUAAAUAGUUAAAACAAUUUAUUUUUUGAAACAAAAUUUUAUUCUUAUGUCAAUGAGUUUUAAAAAAAACUUUAAUUUUGAAAUGUAUUCAUUUUUAUACACUUAACAGGCUUAUAACAAUUCUCAAAAAACAUAUUUAUUUUAGUUAAAUCGAUAUGCAUAGAUAUAAUAUUUUAACAUAGAUAUAUAAUGUAAAAACUGAUUAUUUCUAAUUGUAUAAAAUUAAUAAUUUCUUAUUAAUGUAAUUAAUUAAAUUUUAGAUAUCUACAAAACAUAGGUGAUCAUUUUUUUAGACAUCCCAAUUGUAUUCUAUUCUUUUAAAUUUAAAUGCAAAUACUUAAUAAACUGAUAAUUCAAUAGUUACAUAACAACAUUUUGGAAAAUAAGUAUGUAAAAAAUAUGUCCACACAUCAAAUCAGUGCACUCUAGUUCAUGGUCAAAAUAUCCUGUAUACAUAAUCCAAAAAAAGUCGAAGUAAAAAAUUAAAAUUAAAAAUUAAAAACAAUGAAAUCGGUAACGCCGUAGUGCAAUUAUUUUGAAAAUCCCUUGGUAAAUAAAAAAAUCUCUCUAAUGUACUAACUAGAUAAAAUUUAAUUUCAGAAAAGGUGCUAUACAUAUGAGUAAGAUUUCUGGUAGAAACGUUCACAGACCCACAAAAAAAAAAAAAAAAAAAAUCAACUUACAUCGUAAUAAAACCAGUAAAAACGAAAGUUUACAAAUAAAUGAUUUUAACACUUUUUUAACAUUUGCAGUAUUUAUGUUGAGGAAAUGAUAGAUAGGUAUGCUAAGACAUAUAUUAUAGAAUUGUUAUCUAUAAGUGCUUUGAAUUGUCGGUAAUUCAACUAUAAAAAAGUAUUGAGUUGUCCAGAGUGAAAUGGUUUCCCUCUAAAAAUAUUCUGGCUUAUACCUUAAUUAGACGAAUAAAUUUAAACACGGGACUGUUUGUAUAUUUAUUUGAAAGUGAAAAUUGUUGAGUUGAUGAAUUCCGAUUUUUUUUUAAAUGUGUGUGAAAAUAGCCUUUAUGCAACCUCUUAUGUACGGGUGGUAUCACGACGUCCUAUUAAUAUUAAGAUAUAUUAAGAUAUGAUCGGUACCUCGUACUCAGUAAUUCCUCAAUUAUUUGUUUAGUUAUUUAUUUAUAAUCCAAUAGUUACAGAGUUUAAUACCAUGGCGUAGUUAUAAUCCUAAAACGACAAAUAAUUGUAUUAGACAAGUAAAUAACGGAAAUAAAAAUAAAUACCAUAAUGCAGAGCCUUAUUAUUGUCGUUGCUGUAAAACCCGCAAAAACGAAAAACAAUACCUGACCACAAUAUUUUUUAAUCUUUGUGCUAUUAUUUCUAUUAAAUGUUUUGUACAGAGCGAUCCUCAGAAUCACCUAUACGUACAUUUCGAGUUAAUAUCAUUCGUUGAUGUUAUUAUACUAUUCAUGGGGGCCAAAUUUGUAAACAGGUCUUGUAAAGUUUCUUGAUAAAAGCAAUAUAUUACGGACAAAAUAGAUUUUGUCAUGAAUACAGAUCUCGUGAUCUAAAAGAUAUAAUAAAUUGAAGUAUUAUUAUUUAUCAUUAUAUUAUUACUCGUAUCAACCACGGUUUUAGAUAGUAUUCUCAAAAGCCGUAUUAACAACAAUAUCAUAACGGGCAAUGGACAUAAACAUUAGCUUGAGGCGUUCGGGUUAUUUAAACCAUAAAUAUAUAAUAGACAUAUUAUAUGUAAACGAUUUAGACCAUCAUAGAUAAUAAAAACUAUGUCGAAAAUAAAAAACCAUGUAAAAAAACCAUUGUUACAAUACGCUGUUUAUAGUUACACCGAAUAACAAUAAUUAAUUUUUAUAAUGAGAUUAUAUAUAGGUAUAGAUGAUUAGAUUUUACCACAAAAUUCUGAGAUUCAUUAUUUUAAUCUGGGAGGGCUAUGGAAAUAUUUAGAGGCGCUGAGUCCUCCAAGACCCCCUAGUUACGUCUAUGAUAUUAUUAUAGACAAAGGCGGGCAUUAGCUUGUUAAAGUUAAGUUAAAAUUAAGUCGAAAAGUACAAUUUUUAGCUUUUUAAUUUAACUUGUUAGUUGUUUUUGUUUUUAAUUUAUUAAAUUUUUCAGUUAAACUUUGUAUUAUUAAUUUAGCUUAAAUUUUUAUAGUUAAUUAUCAUUAUUGCACAGUUAAGUUAGUUUUAGUUGUUUUUUUUUUGUCACGUGGAACCAACAGUCAAAAAAAAAUCUUUUGAUUUUGGUAAUUUAUUUUUUAAUAAUAUAAUAUCAUCAAUUCAUAAUUAUUAGACUAUAUUUUAAUUUAUACUAGUAAAUAGUUAUAAUUAGUAUACUAUUUUUUGAACGGACGGGCUAUUUUCACGAGUUUUAUCUAAUGAUCUACUCAGUAUUGAAUAAUUUGAGAUGAAAUUUUUACUUAAACAUAACAAAUAUCUUAAUUGUUCAUUUUUAAUUUUAAUUAUAUUGAAAUUCUUAAAGCUUAUUUUUUUCUUCCAAAAGUAUGAAAUUUUCCUGUUGUAAUUUGCUGGCUGUAAGUGUUAAGCUGAUAAUUUUAAAUCAUGAAUUGUUUUUAUUGUUAUUGUUAUUUGUUAUUAUAAUUAUUAUGAUACAGCUUUACACUUUACAGGUAGUAAAUACAGUUAGAGUCUGACUGAAUAAUGUUAUAAAUAAAUUAUAAAAUUUAAAUAUGAAAUAUUAUUUAUUUUUGGUAUUAUAAUGUUUUAAAAACAAUAUUAUAUUGGCAUGUGAGCUACUUCAAGUACUUCAGGUACUAGGUACCUAUCACUCUAUAAGUACUAGGUAUGCAUUAUUUUUUUUGUUAAAUACUUUUAAUUAAUUUUUUUUACAAAAAUAUUUUAAUAUUUUGUACAGUGUAUUUUCAUUUCAUAAAUUAUGAUUUGAUCUAGUUAAUCAAAUAGUUGUAUUAUAGAUUUUUAAGGAUAGUUACCAUUAUGGUGGUUUUUAAGAUAAUGGAAAUGGGUACAACCACUGUUAUAGGUAAUUUAACGUAUACCUGUAAACAACGAUAAACCAUUGCUAACGAUAAAACGAUUCUGAGUGGAGCUCAAUUGAUAAUGAUGCUUUGUUAUAUAAUAGUAAAAUAAUUAAAUAAACAUUAUAUAGUUUCUUUAAUAAUAUUUAUUUAAUGUUGCACCGCUAUUCGAGUUUUUCCUAUGUAAUAUUAUUUUUUAACUAAUUCAUACAUUUCUUAAAUUUUCCUAUUUUUCUUUGUUUUUUUCUGUUUUUCAUAUUUGAUGAGAAAAUUCCUGAGAAAAUUGAAAAAUUACCUUUCUAAAGUACCUCCCAACGCAACAUAUUUGUAAAACCAUAAGCUUCUUUGCUCCACUCAGAAUCUAUAAUAUGAAUAUCAGUUGUUCUUUGAUUAAUGGACUACAGUUCCCAGAAAAUAAAGACUAAUGCAUGUACCAUAUUGGAUACGCUAUAUUAUAGAUAGCUUAAUGCAGAAAGGACAUAUUAUUUUCAAAUUGUUUAUAAAAAGACCAACAUAUUUCACAUGUAGGUGGGUCACACUGUGUUUAUUUUGCUUAAAAAAUUUAAUAAUUUGAACAUAUUUCUUUCCUCUACUUUUAGACAUUUUAAGUGGUUCACUUUUAACCAAAUAAGUUCAAACUUAGGUUUAGAGUUGUUUGCUUGGCAGAUUAAAGUGAUAAAAGUUGGGUUAAAUUUCACUAUGUUGUUGUGAGGGUAGGAUAUUUUCUAGUUUUAAACAUCCCUAUAGACACCUUAAAAGAAGCCAGGGCAUAACAUUUUGUAUAUACAUGACGUUAGUAUCAAUGAUCUGCCUUUUGGGAGUUACAAUUUUCAACCUAUUUGUAUGAUUAAAUUUAAGUAUUUAAUGUAUUAUUUAUUACUAUACUAUAAAAUAGGAAUUUGGCUCUAGUGACAAAGUUCUGUAGUUCAUGGGUGUUUUUUUCUGUUUGUUAUUUAUUUUUUUUUUUUGUAGAUAUGUACCCAGAAUUAAAAUCACGGCUAUACCAGGGAGAUAUAAUGUUGCCUGUUUCCAGAAAUGCCAUAAUUUCAGAGUAUUACAAAUGGCCGAAAGCAGUUGUUCCGUAUACAAUACAUUUUAAUUUCAGUAAGUUAUAAUGUUUUUCACCAUGAGGGUGGCUACUAAGAGAUUAUUAAAUGUUUCAUCAUAGAAUGUUCAUUUUCUAAAAUUCUUAAAUCCUAAUUUAGAAAAAAAAAUUUCCUUAUCAAGUAUUUUAAUGGACCAAAAGUCACUUCAGUGAACAAAUGUAUGAAAUUCUAUUAAUUUUUGAUAAGUACACAGAAAGAAUAUAAAGGGUGAAAUUAGACUCCAAGUUCUUUUGUAGUUUUUUUAUUGGUGAAAAGUUUUCGGUAGAAACGUUGUUCACUUUCCCAAAAAUAUAAAAGAAAAAAAAAAGAAAUCGCACUUUUAUCAGAGCAAAACAAACACAUUCCUUGCUCCACUCGGAACCUAAUAUUCGUAAAGACUUGACAUUUUCAAUGAGUACUGUAAUUUGACUUUCCUGGACGUCGAAAAUUCUAGAGAUUUUUGAGCUGUUUACAGGCAUAAUAUGUUAUUUUCAAGUUUUUUAGUUAUAAUUUGGUGGUAUGAAGAUCAAAUUGUUUUAUCGAUCAAAAAUGUUUAAAGAUUUUAAGAGGUUUAUCAUAAGUUAGCUUAAUUUAAUAGUAUUUUUUUAUGUACACGUUUUAAGUUUAAAUUUUGACGAAAACCGUUAAAAUCAUAGAAUUUAAAAACAUGUUUAAUCAAACUUAACUUAGAUUGGGUAUUUCGUUAAUAUACAGAUAAAAAUUAAAUAACUGUGUAUAGAUACCGAUCCUAUCUUUUUAUUUUUCCUCCUACAAUAUGGACACACUCAUUAGCAGUAUCAGCUCUUUAUUUUUCGUUCACGUUAAAAGCUUUUUAACAGUAUUUAAAAAGGUUUAGCGUAAAUCGCGACUUUCGUGUAUGCAGCUUUAUAUUAUAUAAAUAUACUAAACGUGCCCGGCAAUGUUGGGAAAUCUAAUUUAAACAUUUUUCGUAUAUAGAUACGAAUAUCCUUUUCAAUAUGUUCAUCUGAUUGUCAUGUCACGAUACGAGAUUUGCCGUUAAAAUAUAUCGUUGACGGUUGACAUUUUAGUUAGGUACCGGUAAUAGUCCGAAAUUGAAUUAUUUUUGAAACGUUAAAUCACCGAAAAGUUGCAGACAAGUUUACCAAAAUUAAUAAAUUUCACGAAACCAACCGUCUCCCCAUGAAAAUGUCGAACACCAGUGUGCCAGUUAAUUAAUCAUUAAUCCCUAAAAUAUUUUACACAGAGUCAUUGGAAAUAGAUAAAAUUAUUAUAACACCUUAAAUAUAAUAACCCUAAUGUUUUUGUUUACAGCGGGUGGCACUACUAUGUAACAGUCAUCAAUAUCCUUAUGUAUCUACCUAUAUAUUUAAGACGUUGACCGAUAUAAUUAACUAACCACCGAAAAAUAAAUAAUAACAAUAAACGUAAUUUUAUCGGAUUUAUAUCACAAUAUAUCGUGUCUACAGCAUCAGACGAACGGUCCAAAAUCCGGUUGGCUAUGGACGCGAUCGAGUCUAGGACUUGUGUGCGGUUCGUGGACAAGAACAACAGCGCCGCGGUCGCGGAGGUCGGACACGCCGAGUACCUUUACAUAGUCCGGGAACGGACCCGGGGGUGUUACGCCAUGAUCGGUUAUCACCAGAAUUUUGGUUCGGCGCACACGAUGAACUUAGAAUCUCCGUCAUGCCUCACCCAUCAGGGCACUAUACAGCACGAGCUACUACACGUCCUCGGAUUGCUUCACGAGCAGGCCCGGCGAGACCGUGACAACGCGGUGAUUAUCUACUGGGAAAACAUUGACAAAAGUAACGAAACGAUUUUCGUAUUUUUAUUUUUCUUUUCAAAUUUUAGAUUCCGUGAUUGUAGUGCAGAGGAUUUAAUAUUAUUUUUGCUAAUAUGUGUGGUUUUUAAUGCGAAAACCAAUGUUAAUUUAUUAAUGUAAAAUCGAAACUUAAUAAAUACUUAAUACUCAAUAAUGAUAAUAAUUAAUUUUAAAGUUUGACGGUUACGAUUGUGACGAGCAUUCGCUACGCGGGGGGACACUCUUCGUUCGACGUCGUAUUAAUAUUAUAGACCUAAGACCCGCAGCGGGUCCAUAUUAUAAUUUGAGUAAGUUUCCGAAUUCGUUAACGUUUUUUCUAAUAUCAGGAGGAAAACUGGAGAAACCAGUAAAGUUAACCGCGGGCUCUCUCUCGGAAUCGUUUUUAGACGUUGUAACGAUAUAUCAUUGCAUUAGUAUCAACUGAAUUAUUACUCUGUGUAUGUCCUACAUAUAAAUAUAUACCUAGUACGACACCUAAAUGAUACCUUCCAGACUUUCUACCUACGAUAUAGUUAGGCCUAUUUUUUUCCCGUAUAAUACAAAAUGAUUACAAUUAUUAUUACUUAUUAUUACGCGUUACACUUGUUAUUUAUUAUUAUCAGUCUACCUACGCAAGUAUCAUUGUCAUAAUAUUAACGUUCGUUUUUCUUUGAUGCGGCUGCGGCGGAAGUGGGAGAAAGGGGAGCCAGACUCGAAAAUGUCAAUAAUAUUUAACCCAUCGUGGGCUGCGUCUUUUCUUUUGAUCUCCUCCGUAAAUUAUACAAUAUAUUAUUAUUACAUAAAUACCCUAUGCUCGCGGCGUUUAUUAGAACGUGGUAGGUACCUGUCUCUCUCGUAUUUAAACGCCGGCAAAAUGUAUAUAUAAAUAACCUCCGGCAGAACGUUAAAGUAUACCAUACCUAUACACUUGCAAUAUAAUAUUAUCAUCCGCAGACUCCAUCGCGGCAGCCGGUUCGCCCUUUCAUCUUUGUUUUUCCGUUUUCCGGAAGCAUAUUAUAGAUACGCCCAAGAACUUUGAUCGUCUCGUCGUUUCCGUGCGCGCCUCCGGGAAAUCGCUGCAGCGUAAAGUGUUUAUAGCAGCAGUAGCAGCGGUAGUAAUAAUAAUAAUAAUAAUAUUUAAUAAUAAUUCGUUUUCCGUAGUCUGGAAACGACAUCAUAUUGCGGGGGGGAAAUGUUUUCGAGUAAACGUUGUUAAUAUUUAUUAACGUCGUAGUACCUAUUUGUGUAUCUACCUACGCAUAUAAUAUAUGUGCAUAUAUAUAUAUAUAUUGAACGUGUCAAAAACAGUUAAUUUUGAUCUUAUAUUAUUCAUACGCGGAGAGCCGAAAAUAAACGUACAAUCUUUAAGAUUCGUACACCAAAGAAGGUUUAAUUAUAAUAUAACGGAAAUUGUGUUUUCCGCACACAGUUCUGAUGUUAUAACAAUAUCAUGUAUACAUGUGUUUAAUCCGGUAUCAAUUUCGUUAUUUUUCGCGUAGGCGCUCUUCAAACGGAUUUGAAUUAUUGAAAUAAUAAUUAUCACAUUUCUCAUAAAUCGUAAUUAUAAAAAAUAACCGCAUGCGGAAAAUCCGAAUUUGAAUACAAAAAUAAUACGUGGUAUGUAAAAAUUAUGUAUUUACAGCGAAACGUUUCCAAUAUAAUAUAUACAGAAGCUUAUUUGCAGUUGUAUUUAUCGGGGUUGGUCUUAUUUACUUUAUUGGGGGUAAACGAGCGCUUCGGUUUCGAAAAAGUCGGUUAGGACGGGGUUUAACUAGCCAAGUUCCGGGCUUAAAAAACUAAUACAAAUAUUUGGGAACAUUUGAACAUUUUCUUUCUCACUUUUUCAUAUUCGGGACUGUUUUCAUUUCGGAUUUGAACACCGACUACCCAUUCCGGCAUACAAUUCAGAAGCCGUUCAUCAUUGCAAAUAUUAUACAUUAAUUAUUGUCGAAUUGUGACUAUUGCAUUGUAUUGUAAAUACUAUGUCUGUUAUAUAUAUAUAUAUAUUAUUCCCGCCACUUUUGAACAUUUCUAGCGGCUCUUUCUAGACCAAAUGAGUUCAAAUUCGUGAAUAAGGUAAUUAACUGUAAAAGGCUGUAAAAUGAUAAAAGUUGGGUUGAAUUUCAAUAUGAAUUUUAACCGUGUUAGUGUGGAUAUAGGUUUGUUUUUUAGCUUUAUUCACUCCUACAGACUCCCGAUGAGGCCAGGGGAUGAAUUUUUGUAUAUGCAAGGCAUUAAUAUCAAGAAUGUGCCUUUUGAGGGUUUGUACUUUCAAUCUAAUUUCUACCAUUUGUGCGAUGCAAUUUCACAAUUUUUUUGGAAGUUGUAUAUUUAUAAUAAUUGCAGCAUAGUAUAACAAUUGUAUUUUUACAAUAUUCUGUUAUUUUUUUUCUUGAAAAGAAUAUAUACGUUUUGUAAAAAUCAACUGACGGAAAAUUGGACUCCAGCUCUCGGGUGUUUUUAUUUUUUUAUAUAGCCUUUUUUUUCAAAUCGAUUCCUUUUAUGUAUCGACUGGAUGAGUCGCAUACAAAAGGAUAGUAGGACGCAUUUCGAGUGUCUGAUCAAGAACGUAGAUCAAAUUUUUUUUGUACUAAGUUUACUUAUCGUAGUAUGUUUAAAUUGAUUGUACUCGGUUUACUUACUACACGUCCAUUUUCGGCACUCAGUUUACCGGACGAUAAUUCGUGCUUAAUAAUUUGACAUAAGUAGCUUUAGCCCCCCCCCUCCAUCCAAUUUUGUUUCACAUUCUGAGAUUUCGCUAUAAGUAUACUAUUUAAAUUUUACACAUUUUCUCCUAGUACGUUUUGGCCGUAUACGAAAAUAAUACUUUUCGCGAGAUAUGAUGUCUUAUACCAAAUACACUGAAUGCAAUGUGCGAUGUAUCAAUCGACCGUAGUUUACACAAGACUAAAAUGUAUAUUAUGUCAGUUCCUCACGGUCCACGUGCGGUUAUGAGCUAUAUUAUUCAUAAUACGUAUUGCACAUUCCGUUGGUUUCGGCGUAUUCCUUUCGUUUUUGUUCGCCACCCUUUUUCUACAGUCUGUAAAGCGUACUCCAAUUGUCAUUUCGCAAUGCGUGUGUACACCCAGAAUUAUAAUUUAUGUAAACCGUCCAAUAAUAUUAUUACAUCCGUUCGUCCGGAAACCUCAUUUAAUCACGAACAGAGAUUCCGGUUCAUUUCACUGACAAAUCGUCGGGUUCGGGAUAUUUUAAUUGGCGGCUAGUAUUGGCACGUUCUGUUUUAAUUGAAUUUCUUGUGUUUCGGGUUUCAGCAUAUUGGCCCGACUUUAACAAAGUGCCCGACAACGUCACGACCACAUUCGGGCUCCCCUACGACUACACCAGCGUGAUGCAUUACCCGCGGUACGCGUUUUCGAAAAACGGAAAGGAAACUAUCGUGGCCAAGGUAAGGUGACGGUUAUAACCGUUUUUAUCCACAUAAGGGAUGGAUGAGGGUUUAAUACGCGCAAUUUGACGACCAUAGUUCAUCGCUGGGAGAUAAAUCGUUUAUAUAAAUAUAUAUAUUAGUAUAUCGGAUAUAUUAACGAAACGAUUUUUGUUAGGAAUUCGGUUUUUGUGCUCCAAACAACAACUUAAUAAUAAUCUCAUUCCGAAACGGAAUAAUUUAUAUGAAUAGUGUAAAAAUUAAAAAAAUAUACGUACCGCUUUUCUGUCCCAAUGAAUACGUAAAUACGUAUAAAAAAAAGAAGAGAAAAAAAGAUAGUUUGUCAGUUUGUUUAUUUUUUCUUAAUUUAAACUAUCACAACAAAGAUCACUAUUAUUAGAAUAUUCCGAAAUGAUAUAAGAUAAAUUGAAAAUGUAUUUUAGAAUUAAACGAGUAAUAUUAAAAAUAAUGUAUUUUUAUAUCGGCAACUACUUUUUAGUGUUUUGUAAUAUUAUAUAUCCGUGUAUUUUUUUCAUUUUUGACUUGUGUACUCGGUCAAGUUGUGAAAUCAUUAUAAAUGUUUUUAUUACUUUCUAGUCUAAAAUUAGUACCAAUAUACGAUUCGUUAAGUAUAAAUAACUCGGUUUAUGUACGUAUAUAGUUUUUUUGAACGAUUGCAAAGUUAUUACAAUAAAUUUAAAUAAUGUAUAAUUUUACCGUAAUACUAUAUUAUUGUUGGCGAGCGAUUUUAUCGAAUUUUCCAUAACGUGACGAAGAAAAGAAAAAUGGCGACCCUUAACUAAACUUUGAAAUUCAAUUAACGACCCCGCUCUUGAACGAGCCGUUGUAUAUUUUCGUCGUCGAAAAUCGAUGGAAAAGUUUAUCUUCAAUUAUUAUAUACGAAAAAACUCUAUUGGGAACGGUCGCGGGUAGGACCGUCUGACGAGUGCUCGAAGCAGACUUUUUCGCGAGAAAAGCGACGAAUACGGCAGAUUGACUAAACGUAGUAGGCGAUUUUGAUACCGAUUAAGAAUCCAAGAAAUUUUAAAAACAUAAAAUCAUUAAUCGUGGAUAUGUUUUCGGGCUCAGAAGAUGAUAUGACUAAAUUAAACCUACUUCAAUUUCAAAAUAUCCUCUCCGUGCUCUCACUGCUCUUUUCUUCCACCAUCAUACCAACGUUUUCGGCUUAUUUCGCUUUCCGCUCCAGCCUAAUUUUUUCCUUCCAUAUACCUACAUUUCAUUAACGAUUUCUUUUGUCUCCCAUUCUAUACCUCUUCAUUUCUUCCACUUUAAAGACUAUUACUUACUCCUUCUCCUCCCAUCCACUUACGAUCAUUUCUCGGUAUUGCAAAUGUUCCGAUUUAUAACUUACUAUCGAUAACGCUAAUUAUUAAUAGAUACCUAGGUUAAAAUUUAUUAUGAUUCAGAACAGCUGGUCAGAAUUUUUUGCUGUUAAGAUUUUAAUACUAAAAGUAUAAUAUAGUUUAAUUAUGUUUUGUAAAACAUUAUUAUUAAUUUGUUUAUUGUUAUUGCUAGUGUAUUUUUACGGGGCGUUGUGUUGCGUAGUGUUGCAAAAUCGGUCUCGUGACAAAAAAAAAUAUGUGUUUAGCCCAAAACCAUAUUAACGAUAAAGUGAGGGAAUACAUUUCGAAAAAUAAAUUAACUGUAGAAAAAGUCUUUAGAAUAAGACAGUUAAGUUUUACAAAGUAAAUAAUGUUUAAACUACAAAUAGGAUUUUUUUUUAAUAAUUAGUACUAUUAGUAGUUGUAAACGACAAAAAAAUGUAAAAUCCAAAAUUUACACAAAGAAGCAAAAUAAAACGUUAUGUAUAUUCUUUUACCUACAAAUCAAAUGUACCUACUGUAUAGAAAAUUUCGUUUUCAAACUAGUACAAAUUAGCAAAUAUGCCUUGAAAAUCCGCGGUAGAUACUAUGAUACAUUAACCGAUGGAAUAAUUAGAUUUGGGUAGUCGAAUAAUAUUUUCGUUUUUUCGAUUAAUAUUAUGUAUAGAAUAUUUUAAUCAUCGACCGAUAAAAACAAUAACAAUAAUUGUAAUAAACAAAAAUAGAAAAAUAUAGUCUUAUAAAUAGCCAAUGGUAUUAUUUUUUUUUUUUUUUUAAAAAAGAUAAUGAGUAGUUUCGGCCAUAGGCCAUCGUCAGGUUAUGAAAAAAUAAUAAAUAAAUCAUGAAUACUGCAGUAACAAAGAUUAAUGGCAAGAUUUAUGUAGGUAUGUAUGUAAUUUCACCAUUAAUCAUUGUUACUGUAUUCGUGAUUUAUUUUUUUCUGUAACCUGAUGAUGGUCUGUGGUCGAAACUAGUUACCUUUUUAAAAUAAUACUCCUUCGGUUAUUAUUUUUUUAAACAAUAAUAAUAUUGAUCAGCAAUACCGACGAAAUUUCUAGCGAUUCGAAAUAUAAACACUUAAAUUAAUUUUGCAAUUUAUGUAUAUUUUUUUUCGGUUCAAGCAUGACACCAGCAUGAAACUCGGACAGAGGGCCGGGGCCACGGUUAACGAUUUGCGGAAAAUCAACGCGAUGUACAAUUGCAACAUGGGCGAACACUAUCAGCGCCAAAGCGACGACUACUCAAGUCCGCUUUAUAUUUUAUAGGUCCGAGGACGAGGGAUGGUUUUAAAAAAAUAUAUAUAUCUGUUAAAUUGUAUGCAUACACCGAUGUUCAAUUAAAAAUAUAAACAAAACAAAAAAAUAAAAUACUCAAUCUAAUUAUUAG